AUGGCAGCGGGCGCGGGCGGCGGGCGAUGGCGCUGUGGGGCCGGGGCCGGGCUGCGGAGCGCUGCGCGGCCGGGCGGGAGCGGGAGGCGCGGCGCCGGCAGCAGUGGGAGCGCGCCAGCCGCUCCUUCGCGCAGGCCGCCGUGUGCUGCUCCCAGCAGGCGCGGUGGAGCGAGCCGCGCGGCCCGCCGCGCAGGUAGGGCCCGGGUGCCGGGGGGGGAGGCCGCGCUGGGCCCGCGGGCGCUCCCCGUGACGCGCGGGCCGGUGUGUGGCAGCCCGGCGGCGGCGCGGCGGGACGCGGAGGAGGCGGCGGCGCGGCUGGAGCAGCGGCGGGAGCGGCUGAGGCGGCUGCUGGGCGAGGAGCGAGAGGCGCUGGCGGCGGAGCUGCGGCGAGGCCGCGGGGCGGAGCGCGCCGGGGCGCGGCAGCGGAGCGAGGAGCUGCGGGCGGGCCGGGAGGAGCGGCGGAGGAAGGUCGCUGAGCAGCUGCUGUACGAGCACUGGAAGAAGAACAACGCGGAGCUCCGGGAGGUGGAGUCGGAGCUGCACAAGCAGCACGUGAGAGAGGCUUGGGGGGAUCAGCUACAGCAAAAAUCCCAGCGAGAAGCAAGUGAGCUUGAAGAGAAGCAGCGUUAUGAAAACGAGUAUGAAGCUGCGCGAAGGGAAGCGCUGGAAAGAAUGAGAUGGGAGGAGGAGAAGCGGCGGCAGGAGGAGAAGCAGCAAGCAGAGAUGUUGCUGCACCAAAUAGAAGAACUGAAGUUACAGGAGAGAGAGGCAACAAAGCUGAAAAAAGAACAGGAGAAUUUAUUAAAGCAGCAGUGGGAGCUGCAGAGCUUGGAAGAAGGAAGGAAACAAAUGGAAGAGCACAGGAAGAAGAGAGAGCUUGGUCGCUUUUUGAGGCAUCAGUGUGAUGCCCAGUUACAGAGACGAGCUCAGCAGAUACAAGAGGAGCUGGAGAUAGACAGGCAAAUCUUAUCAGCCCUCCUCGAGAAAGACGACGAGGAGCAGCGCCGCCAGGCCGCGCGACGGCAACGGGCUGUGGCAGAUGCUGCCUGGAUGAAACGUGUCAUUGAGGAGCAGCUCCAGUUAGAAAAGGAGAGGGAAGCAGAGCUGCAGACUAUUUUCAGAGAAGAAGCUAGAAAGAUGUGGGAAAAGAGGGAAGAAGAAUGGGAAAGAGAGAAGGCAGCCAGAGAUCGCCUGAUGAAUGAGGUCCUUGUGGGCCGUCAGCGCCAGAUCCAGGAGAAGAUGGAGUUAAACAGGCGAGCCCAAGAAGAGUCUAUAAAGUAUCGAGAGCAGCUGAUUAAAGAACUUGAAGAGGCAAAAGAGCUGACUCGACGAGAGAAGGAGCAGGAGGAGGAACUGAAGACAGCACGGAGGCGGGAGCUGGAGGCGCAGCUGACAGAACGGCGCCUGCAAGAGCAGGAGGAGCAGCAGCGCCGGAGAGAGGAGGAAGAGGAGGAGAGCUCAGCCCGGCAGCGCUGCCAGGAGCUGGUGCAGCAGGAGGCCAAGCGCAUGGCGGAGCAGGGCUAUCGCCCCAGGCUCUACAGUUACCCCAAAGCAGCGUGGACCUGAGGAUUCUUGUCCUUCGUGCCUGAGGAAUGGGCAGUAAAUGUGGCUGCAGACUACAGAAAGAAAACUUGGAAGAAUCAAGGAACUCCUGGAAGUGUGGUGGCUUUGGAAUAACCUACAGUGAUAUCAAGACUCAACGCCGUGCAUUGCUGAAACUAUUUAGCUGUGGCCCUGUUAAACAGCAAAUUGCUACUGGCUUUGAGAAGGUGGAGGUGUGAGCAUCCUCGGAGGACUGAACUGCUGCAGGAGCUGUGCUGAUGUAUUUUAGUAGGUGCUAUGCUGGGGCAACAGAGCAAAUAAACAGGCCCUUUGGAUCUGAAGAGUGAAAGGAUCCAUCCUUCCCCCAGGAUGGGAACUGCCACUCACUGUGUUUGGAGUUGGUUCAUAAUGUGUGCUGCAGCUGUAAUCCUUAACAUGUUCCUCUCCAGAAGGCACCAACGACUCCAGUAAAUGUUGGUUUUCACUUGUUUCACAAAAAAUGAAUAACUUCAACCUGAA
Molecule: messenger RNA, 2061 nt
Organism: Strigops habroptila (Kakapo)
Lineage: Eukaryota; Metazoa; Chordata; Aves; Psittaciformes; Psittacidae
Gene: TCHP
Product: trichoplein keratin filament binding
Exons: 11
Coding region: 1-1566 (521 amino acids)
Biological process (GO): apoptotic process
Cellular component (GO): keratin filament
Source: RefSeq, a predicted model, not a curated record